Messenger RNA from Paramecium pentaurelia, 2300 nucleotides. The record is from the annotation of a GenBank genome assembly. NCBI's taxonomy places the organism in Eukaryota, Ciliophora, Oligohymenophorea, Peniculida, Parameciidae.
AUGUAACAAUAAUUAUUAAAGCCUUAAUCUAAAGAACAUGCCCUAUAAAUUUUACAAUAGGGAUUCUAAAUGUAUUAAUAAUAAGGACAUAUGAGUUUCAAUGAAAAUGCUACAGUGAUUUAAUAACCAGAAAGAAUGAGUUUUAAUGAUUAAAAGAUGAAAUCACAUCCAAAAGUUCAUAAUGUAUUUGAUAGUCAAAAGAGAAUAAAAAAUAAUUAAAAUUAAAUAGAACAAAGUAUUGUUGGAAAUAGAUUUGAAAUUCCUAUUUUACCAUCAGGUAAAUAUCUAAAAUUUAAUGUUCUAUCAAAUUGGGGUGAUAAAUAGCAAGUUGGACUUAAUGGAAUUGAAGUUUUUGACUCAUAAGGAGGUAAUAUAACUAGAUAUAUAAAAAUGCCAAUGUAAGAUGAUUAUAUAGAGAAAUUGAAAUUGAUUGAUGGUUAUUAGGCAGUUAAAGAUGAUAAACAUAUUUGGAAAACAAAGAAUUUAAAACCAGAAAUUAUUAUUGAUUUAACUGCAAAUAUCAAAAUCUCAUUGAUAAGAAUUUGGAAUUACAAUAAAUCAAGGAUUAAAUCUUAUAAAGGUGUUAGAUUAUUAAAGAUAACUUUAGAUGAAAGAUUAGUAAACUAUUUAUGUAAUAUUUUAGUUAGAUAUUUUAUGGAGACAUUUAGAAAGCAACAGGAGAUUUAAAAAAGUUCUAAGAUAAUUGUGAAUACAUUUUAUUUACAUAGGAUACUAAAAUAAUAAGUAGAAUAGCUGAAUUAGAUUGGUUAAACAAAAGAGCUGAAGAUUAUUCUAUUUAAAUUCUAUAAUAAACUAUGAGUAUGCAAUAAAUUAGACCAAAUACUGGUACUAAAUUAUAAUCAUAGAAUUAAAGAUAAUAAUAAAAUGAUUAAUCUCCAUCAUCAAAAUUAUAUUCAUCUAGAGUUUAUUAGCUAUAAAAUAAUGAUUAAUAAUAGUAACCAAUAUAAAUUUAAAGACAAUAACAAUAAUAUAAAGAAUAAUAUAUAUAGAAAGCUUCAAAUAAAUAAGAAAAAGUAUAAAUACAAUAUCCAGAAUACAUAACUGUAAUUGAUAUUUUAUUGGAGUUUAAUAAUGGAUCAAAGAGAUACUUAGGACUUAAUGGUUUAAUUUUUAUUGAUGAUAAAAACCAAUAGAUUCAUUAAGAAGAUAUUUUAAAUUCUAAUUUAACUGAUUAUGACAUAUAACUUUUAUUCUAUUCUAAUAAUCCUACUUUAGUUGAUUCAUCAAAUAUGGUAUGGUUAAAAUAAAAAAAAAUUUAUAUCAAAUUUAAAUAAUAGACAAAACUAUCAAUGAUUAAAUUUUAUAAUUGUAAUCAAAUUAUUAGUGAAUCAACAUUUUCUGGACCUGAAAUAGUGAAAAUUAAUUAUAAUGGUAGAUUUAAAAUAUUUAGUAAUUAUUUAUUUAUUAUAUAAAUAGAUUUAAGACCUGCACCAUGUGAAGAAAUUAAUUUUGUUUAAACAAUUAAUUUAACUUAACCAAAUAAUAAUUCUUAUUCUAGUAAUUUGAUUGCUAAUUAUGAAUUAUUUAAUUAAAAUUAUAUUAUAGCAUAUCCUCCUUGUGGGAUGUUAGUAACAAUAUAUUUGUUUAAUACUUGGGGAGAUAAUAAUUAUAUAGGUUUAAAUGGAUUAGAGAUAUAUGACCAUUAAGGUUUAGCUUUAUUAUAAAGAAAAACAAUUCCUUAUACAAUUCAUUCAGUUCCAUAAGUACUUAAAUUAAAAUAUAAUUCUAGUUGGAGGAUGAUCCAAGAGUUGUUUAAAAUUUAGUGAUUCCUCCACAUGAUAUCAACUGUUAACCAUAGAGAAGUUUCUUGGCUCCAUUUAUAAAUACUCCAAUGGAGAAAUUAAAAAAUAAGAAUGCAAUUAUAAUAUAAAAAGCAAGAGAUUUGGAAAGAUAAGAUAUAAAUAAGAUAUAUAUAUUGUUUGAUAAACUUAUAUGUUUCAGUGGGAUAGAUUUUUAUAAUUAUACUAAAGAUUGGUAAAGAGGAGUAAAAUAAAUUCAUAUAUAUAUUAAUAAUAGAUUAAUAUAUUAAGUACUUUAUUUAAUAUUAGAUUUAGGGUAACAUUAAUCAAACUUUCUAAGAUAUUAAAAAGAAUAUAUUUAAUAAAACUACUAUAUUAUUUUAAGAUUCCAACUAAAUAAAAUAAUAAUUAAAUCCAUAUUUCUAUUAAUUUCCAGAAGAGUAAAUUUCAUUAAUUGAUGAAAACAGAUAAUUAACUUAAAGAGAAUAUUAAUAACAUUUUCACCAUCAAUUAACAAGACCAAAAACAAGUGUUAAAUGA